Molecule: messenger RNA, 698 nt
Organism: Cydia amplana
Lineage: Eukaryota; Metazoa; Arthropoda; Insecta; Lepidoptera; Tortricidae
Product: zinc transporter ZIP11-like
Exons: 3
Coding region: 147-698 (183 amino acids)
Source: RefSeq, a predicted model, not a curated record
UUGAUACACGCACGUAGACUCAGUCCCGCGAGGUAUAUAAAUAGGACAUGUUUAGCUGCAUUUAAUUUAAAAACAUCUCGCGUGGAAGAGAUGUACAACCGAGAGUUCUUAAUAUGCAAAUUAGUUACUUAAAGACAUAAUUCAAGAUGAUUGAAGGGUACGGGGCAGUGACCCAAGCCCUUCUGGGGACACUCUUGACGUGGGGACUCACAGCAGCCGGCGCUUCUUUAGUAUUUUUUGUACGAGGAAAACAGAGAAAACUUCUUGAUGUUUCACUUGGUUUUGCGGCUGGUGUCAUGACUGCGGCGUCAUACUGGUCACUGUUAGACCCAGCAAUAACACUUUGUGAGAAACAGGGGAUAUAUGGCAAUUAUGCUUUCCUGCCUGUUGCUGCGGGAUUCCUUCUUGGAGCUGUAUUUGUAUUUGGAACAGAUGUAUUCUUAGACUAUUUGGGACUCAAUUCAACCAACAUGAUGAUGUCUAUAACAAAAAGUAAAGAAGGCAAAGAGAAAAUAGAGGACUUGGAAAUGAUGGCGGCGCUGAACCGGCCGCAGGUGCCCACGAGCGUGGUCACGCUAGACCCGGUGCAGCCGGCCGACUUCGCGGACUGCAUCAACAGCCAGCACUCGGCGCAGCGGCGGCGGCACCACCACUCGCAGCACUCGCUCUCGGUAACACAUUGUGGCAUUAGCUAUUAA